Dreissena polymorpha is the source of this 1151-nucleotide messenger RNA. RefSeq lists its product as uncharacterized. The record is from RefSeq and is a predicted model, not a curated record. NCBI's taxonomy places the organism in Eukaryota, Metazoa, Mollusca, Bivalvia, Myida, Dreissenidae. The coding region runs from base 53 to 802 and encodes 249 amino acids. The transcript has 2 exons.
UCCGGAAUCAUUUGAAUUCAGUUUAGUGAACCAUCUACUUACAUCUCUCGAAAUGGUUACCAACAGACGUAUAACACAUUUGCUCGCGUUGUUGACCGUGGCGUGGAUCACCAAUGCACGAGUGAUUCCAAACAAAACAUUUCUGCACAAACGUUCAAUAGAAUCUUCAGAACAGACGAUGAGGCAGGUGACGAACCCGAAAAGUCAAUCUUCUUUUUCCAACUUUUUCAACCUUAGCGGUUUCACAUUUAUUGCACCUUGGAUGCGGUUUUUCCAGCCAGUCUUAUUUGCAGCUUCGAAUAACAGAUUUGUUGAGGAUCUAGCAGAAAAUGGGUUGACAGAGCAAGAACAAGAACAACAAGAGCCCAUUGAAGAUUUCUUUAUGGCAGAAAGUGGUUCGGAAGAAUCGGAGAGUGCCCUUCCAGCUGAAAUUACAGAACUCGUGAGUGAAGCCGCUGAGUCAGGUUUGGAAACUAUGGAUGGUAAUGAUGAUGUUUCAUGGAAUGGCAUCGAGUUAGAAGCACCCGAAAGUGUCAUUGACGUUCAGGAUGUGGAAACAAACACAAGCACGGAGGAAAUCGCAGAUGGGUUGAUUAAUACUGGAGUGGACAGUACAGAGAUCACUGGUUCAGGUGUAGAAGUUGAAGGUAAAAUCACUGUUGGUCUUGGGUCUGGAUUUGAAAGAUCAGAAGCCGAGAAUGUGGUGUCAUCUACGGAAGGCAUGGAGCGCGAUACUGGUGAUACGGAUAGGAGUGAAAUGACUUUCGAGGAAAGCUCGAAUACAUUCGAAGAUGUCUCGUAAUUGAUCGCUUCUGAUUCAACAAUCGAUGCUGGCUAGAAAAGCAUUUAUCCAGAGUAUAUGUCAGACAGACGGUUUCGGAACCUUUCUGAGUAUUUGGUGUCUAUUUCUUCUGUGCGGAUUAUGUCCACAGCGCUGUUCGAGUUGAGCUUUGGGACAAAGCAAGUAUUGUGUGGCAUGUGUCAGUUUCUGUAAGGGAAUCGACAUCGCAAUAUAAAUGCCGUUCAUAUCUCCCAGGAUGGCGGAUGAAGUAGUGUUGACCUUUCAUUCUGUGUAUUAUAUAUAUAUUGAAUGCGACAUUUGAAAAGUUUCACUCUUAAUACCUACCUCGCUAUAAACAUGUAGCUAUAUA